This is a messenger RNA of Balaenoptera acutorostrata (minke whale), 2692 nucleotides long. It is a transcript of the gene PRKACA, whose product is annotated as protein kinase cAMP-activated catalytic subunit alpha. The record is from RefSeq and is a predicted model, not a curated record. The transcript is spliced from 10 exons. Gene Ontology annotation, biological process: peptidyl-serine phosphorylation. The coding region runs from base 226 to 1281 and encodes 351 amino acids. Gene Ontology annotation, cellular component: nucleus; cAMP-dependent protein kinase complex. NCBI's taxonomy places the organism in Eukaryota, Metazoa, Chordata, Mammalia, Artiodactyla, Balaenopteridae. Gene Ontology annotation, molecular function: protein kinase A regulatory subunit binding; ATP binding; cAMP-dependent protein kinase activity.
GGGGGCGUCACGGACAGCAGCAGCGGACUUGGGCUGAGGUUCCCGGGCGGGCGGGCGCGGAGAGACGCGGGAAGCAGGGGCUGGGCGGGGGUCGCGGCGCCGCAGCCAGCGCAGCCAACCCGAGGGGCCGCCGCCGCCGCCGCCCAGCGCGCUCCGGGGCCGCGGGCCGCCUCCAGCACCCGCCGCGCCGCAGCUCCGGGACCGGCCCCGGCCGCCGCCGCCGCGAUGGGCAACGCCGCCGCGGCCAAGAAGGGCAGCGAGCAGGAGAGCGUGAAAGAGUUCUUAGCCAAAGCCAAAGAAGAUUUUCUUAAAAAAUGGGAAAAUCCUGCUCAGAAUACAGCCCAUUUGGAUCAGUUUGAACGAAUCAAGACCCUCGGCACGGGCUCCUUCGGGCGGGUGAUGCUGGUGAAGCACAAGGAAUCCGGGAACCACUUUGCCAUGAAGAUCCUCGACAAACAGAAGGUGGUAAAGCUGAAACAGAUUGAGCACACCCUGAACGAAAAGCGCAUCCUGCAAGCGGUCAACUUUCCGUUCCUUGUCAAACUCGAGUUCUCCUUCAAGGACAACUCAAAUUUAUACAUGAUCAUGGAGUACGUGCCUGGUGGGGAGAUGUUCUCACACCUGCGGCGGAUCGGGAGGUUCAGUGAGCCCCAUGCCCGCUUCUACGCAGCCCAGAUUGUCCUGACCUUCGAGUACCUGCACUCGCUCGAUCUCAUCUACCGGGACCUGAAGCCGGAGAACCUCCUCAUCGACCAGCAGGGCUACAUUCAGGUGACAGACUUCGGUUUCGCCAAGCGUGUGAAAGGCCGCACCUGGACCUUGUGCGGCACCCCCGAGUACCUGGCCCCCGAGAUCAUCCUGAGUAAAGGCUACAACAAAGCUGUGGACUGGUGGGCCCUGGGGGUUCUCAUCUAUGAGAUGGCCGCUGGCUACCCGCCCUUCUUCGCUGACCAGCCCAUCCAGAUCUAUGAGAAGAUUGUCUCUGGGAAGGUGCGGUUCCCGUCCCACUUCAGCUCCGACCUGAAGGAUCUGCUGCGGAACCUCCUGCAGGUGGACCUCACCAAACGCUUUGGGAACCUCAAGAACGGGGUCAAUGAUAUCAAGAACCACAAGUGGUUUGCCACGACUGACUGGAUCGCCAUCUACCAGAGGAAGGUGGAAGCUCCCUUCAUACCAAAGUUUAAAGGCCCUGGGGACACGAGUAACUUUGAUGACUAUGAGGAGGAAGAGAUCCGAGUCUCCAUCAAUGAGAAGUGUGGCAAGGAGUUUUCUGAGUUUUAGGGGUGUGCCUGUGCCCCCAUGGGUUUUCUUUCUGUUUCUUUUUUUUUUUUUUUUGUGGUGGGUGGGAGGGUUGGAUUGAACAGCCAGAGGGCCCCAGAGUUCCUUGCAUCUAAUUUCACCCGCCCCCGCCCCACCCUCCAGGGUAGGGGGAGCAGGAAGCCCAGAUAUUUGGAGGGAAACACCAGCUGCUCCCCCUCACCCCCUUCUCCCUCCUGCCCCCCCCCACCCCCCCUACCGCUUUUGCCUCCCUCCUCCCCCACAGCCCCCAACCCUAGCCCACUUCUGCCUGUUUUAAACGAGUUUCUCAGUUCUUCCCUUCUUCAGGUCAGACCAGGUCUUGCGGGUGUGUUAGGGACAGGGUGUGGAAAGAGGGGCCCAAACUUAACUCCAGCCACCUGCCCCCCCACAAAAAAAAACCACAGGCACCACUCUCUAAGGGCGAAUGAAUGAAAGGCUAACCUUCCCUUCAGAGCAAUCUUGCCAGGGAAGGAAAGAUUUUAGUGACAUGUUCAGCGGGCUACUUAAUAGAAUUUUUAAAAAAAACAAUUUACAAUCUUAUUUAAGUUCCACCAAUGCCUCCCUCCCUCCUUCCUCUCCCACCCCUUCCCAUGCCCCUCCUCCCCAAAUCCAUUUUAACAAGGCUGGGAAGCAGACUGUAAAGGAAGGAGCUGGGGUUCAAACCUCUCCCCCAAGCUGCUAAUCUCCCCCGCCCCCCUGACCCGUCGGGGUCCCUGCCAAGCCUGGAAGGGUCUCAGCCCCUUUAGGAAGCCCCCACUCCCUUCUGCCCCAAUAGACCUGUCUUCACCCUUGGGCUUCGGGACCCAGACAAAGCAGCUGCCCCUCUCCCUGCCAAAGAGGAGUUGUCCCCUGAAAAGAUAGAGGGGGAGCCCUGAGCCCAGGGUCUUUCCUCCCAGUAACACUCUCCCCAAACUUCUUAAUUUUAUUCUCAACUAGAUUUUAAUGUCCAGCCUCCUCUCAGUCGGGAAAGCCACCCACGCAAAAGGAGGCAAAGCCCCCCCCCUCCCCCAGACGGCCCAGAGUUCAAGGCCAAGGUUGCUGGGGAGGGGCUGCUUGUUUUAUUCACCCAGGAGCCUCCGCCCCCACCCCCCCAUCCUGGGUGCUCCUCCUCUGCUUAGCUGUCCGCUGUCAAUCACCCGUUCUCCCCGCCCCCCCCAUUGUGGUUUUUUUCUCUCAAUAGAAAAGUCGGGAGUCACCCCAUUCAUCCCCAUAUUUGUCCCUCUCAUAAUUUCUCCCCAUCCCAGGAGGAGCUCUCAGGCCUGGGGUGGGGCCCCGGGUGGGCGCGGGGGCGAUUCAACCUGUGUGCUGCGAAGGACGCAACUUCCUCUUGAACAGUGUGCUGUUGUAAACAUAUUUGAAAACUAUUAUCAAUAAAGUUUUGUUUAAAAAAAAA